Messenger RNA from Anguilla rostrata (American eel), 4376 nucleotides. RefSeq names its product Rho guanine nucleotide exchange factor (GEF) 11 (gene arhgef11). Bases 1074 to 4175 code for a protein of 1033 amino acids. The record is from RefSeq and is a predicted model, not a curated record. The transcript is spliced from 26 exons. NCBI's taxonomy places the organism in Eukaryota, Metazoa, Chordata, Actinopteri, Anguilliformes, Anguillidae. Gene Ontology annotation, cellular component: cytoplasm. Gene Ontology annotation, biological process: intracellular signal transduction; G protein-coupled receptor signaling pathway. Gene Ontology annotation, molecular function: guanyl-nucleotide exchange factor activity; G protein-coupled receptor binding.
AACCUAAUCUACAUGUCCUAAUUUACAGUCAUGCCCAUUUACACAUAACUAACCCUAACUUACAGUCAUGCCCAUUUACACAUAACUAACCCUAACUUUAACUCUUUCAAAUUUACUCUACAAUUGUGCACUCACAAACGAAUUUACCCACAAUUCCACAUUCAAUUGUAUUUAAUCACUUGUGUAGUCAUCAAAAUUUGUAUUCACAGCCUCUUAAAAUUCGAAUUCGAGAAGACUACAUGUCUGAUAUUGGUAAGACCACUCACUGAAGGAUGUAGGUGUGUAUGUAUCUGUGUAUGAUGAUUGUAUGUGAAGAUGAUUAUGCAUGUGAUGUUGAUUUUGUGCAUGUGUGUUUGUUUAACUAAUGUUGGUUAUGUAUGUGUGGUGCUGAUUUUGUGUGUUGGUGAUUAUUUGUGUGAUGUUGACUACCUGUGAUUGUGUUUGUGCAUAUGUGUGUGAUUGUGAUUAUGUAUGAUGUUGAUUGUGUGUGCUGGUGAUUAUGUGUGCAAUGUUAUUUAUGUGUAUGAUGUUGAUUGUGUUUGUGUGUGUGAUGGUGACUGUGUGUGUGAUGGUGAUUGUAUGUGUGUGUGCGCGCGCGUGUGUGUGUGAUGGUGAUUGUAUGUGUGUGUGCGUGUGUGUGAUGGUGAUUGUGUGUGUGUGUGUGUGUGUGUGUGCAUGCGUGUGUGUCUGCUUGCGCGUGCAUGUUUGUGUGAUUGUGUGUAUGUGUGUGUGAUGGUUACUGUGUGUGUGAUGGUGAUUGUGUGUGCGUGCGUGUGUGUGCGUGCGUGUGCAUGCUUGUGUGUGUGCGUGCGCGCGUGCGUGUGUGUGCCUGCGUGCAUAUAUAUGUGUGCCUGCAUGCAUGUGUGCGUGCCUGCGUGCGUGCGUGUGUGCGUGCGUGUAUGUGUGCGUGCGUGCGUGUGUGUCUGCGUGCAUAUAUAUGUGUGCGUGCGUGUGUGCAUGCGUGAGUGCGUGUGCGUGUGUGUGCAUGCGUGUGCGCGUGCGUGUAUGUGUGCGUGCGUGCGUGCGUGCGUGCGUGUGUCUGCGUGCAUAUAUAUGUGUGCGUGCGUGUGUGCAUGCGUGAGUGCGUGUGCGUGUGUGUGCAUGCGUGUGCGCGUGUGCAUGUGUGUGCCUGUGUGCGUGUGUGUGUGAUGUCAGAGAGCCGUCUCCAGGCACAGGAGGAUAUACGGGGCCCUCUCUCAGAGCUGCAGCAGCGAGUACUUCCUGUUAUUCAGGAGCAGAUUCAAGGCUACAGGAGUAAGCAGUUGCUGGGUCUGGGGGCUCUGUUUGGGGAGGGGGAUCUGCAGCAGUUGGAUGGAGACCCAGGAAAGGAGCGGCAGGUUGUGGAUAAACAGGUCACUGCCCUGUGGGAUAUACUGUUGAAACAUGAGCAGGAGCGCAGCGUUCCCCUGGCCUCUGCUGUGAAUCUCUAUCUGCGCCACUCUGGGAUCAAACUGCGUGAGUCCAGACCGCCUGGUCUGGCUGCAGAGAAAGACCGCUGGCUUACCUUCUUCCCCAAAGCCAAGAAGCUCAGCAGCACAAAGAGAGAUGCCGAGGACAGAAAGAGGAACCCCAUUCUAAAAUACAUCGGCAGCAAACCCAGGGGAAACCAGCCUACCUCCCACGUUCCUCUGUCUCCCUCUCAAGUCCGCCCAGGCAACGUACGGAAUAUCAUCCAGCAGUUUGAAAACAAGCAGCCGGACCCUGCAAUGAUGGGGGAGGAGGCUGGACUCCUGGGUUUGGGGUUCGAUGGGGCCACACAGAGACUGUCUACCAGCAGUCUUGGAGAACAGACUGGUAGUGAAAGUCCCGCUGGGUCAGUGCGUUUGGGCCGCAGUGAGUCUCUAAAGGCGCGUGGGGAGGGGCGUUGCCAUGGUGCCGGUGCUGGUGGGGAGGCGGUCCCUCGUUCCCAUAGUGACGUGGACAUGGAGGACUAUGGAGCAGAGCGUCCCCUUCAUCACAGUAACUCCUCAUCCACCUCCAGCAAUUCUGCAAGGUCUCUGGAAAACUCCACUCCACCCUACACCCCCUGCUCGAGGAGGAGGAGUGUGGAAACUCCAGUAGGACUGCUCCCUGGCACUCCAGCACUGGACGAGGACAGUGGAGAGUUCCAGAACUGGCAGGAAAUGGUGGAUCCACAAACGCUGGUGGCUCUGGGUCCGUGUGAGGUUGACCGGCAAGCUGUCAUCUAUGAGCUCUACACCACAGAGGCGUCCCACCUGCGCACACUCAGGGUCCUGGACCAGGUUUUCUUCCAGAAGCUGAGGGCUGUUCUCAGCACGGAGCAGCUGGCCUGCAUCUUCCCCAACCUGCCCCAGGUUUACAGCCUGCACGCCAGUCUGUGUGAGUCUAUGAAGAAGCUGAGGGAGUCUCCCAUUGUUCUGGGUAUCGGUGACAUCAUGCUGGGGAGGUUUGAGGGGUUCGCAGGGGCGGAGUUUCAGGAGCAAGUGUCUCUCCUGUGCAGUCGGCAAUCUCAAGCUCUGGAGCUCAUUAAGAACAAACAGCGCAAAGACCCUCAGUUCACUCACAUUAUACAGGAGUGUGAAGCAAGCCCGCACUGCCGGAGGCUACAGCUGAAGGACCUGCUCGUAUCAGAGAUGCAGAGACUGACUAAGUACCCUCUUCUCCUGGAAAACAUCAUCAAACACAGCGACUCCCUCUCCCCUGAUCUGCUUCCCCUUCAGAAGGCACAGGCUUGUUGCCGUGGGAUACUGCAAGCUGUAAAUGAGGUCGUCAGGGAGACGGAACAUAAGCAGCGCCUCAUCCAAUAUCAGCGCCAGCUGGACCUCACACCCCUUGAGAAGCAGGCCAAUCCAGUCGUGGCUCAGUUUAAGAACCUGGACCUUACCACUAGGAAAAUGAUCCAUGAAGGGCCACUGACAUGGAGAGUCAGUAAAGAUAAGGCUAUAGAGGUGCUGGCUCUGCUGCUGUCGGACCUGCUGGUUCUGCUGCAGAGGGGUCCCGACGAACGGCUCAUUCUGCGCUGCCCGUCCCGAUGGCUCGUAGGAGGGGCUAGUGGGGACCUGAAGUCCACUUCCUGUCCUGUGGUGCGACUGGACUCGCUGCUUGUGCGCUCUGUCGCCACAGAUAAUAAGGCUUUGUACCUGAUCAGUGCCUCAGAGGGACAGAUCUACGAGCUGGCGGCUGGGACAUCUUCUGAGAAAAACAUUUGGAAAGACUUGCUGGAAAGGUCUGUCUUGUUGGCUUCUGCAUCUUCAUCUUCGUCCAGCGAUGGCUUAGAGCUCGCCUCUGCCUCUGCUUUGAAGUCUGGAAUCUACCGAUCAGAGAGUUGCUUUUCAGAGGAUUCUGUAUGUAUAGAGACAAACACAGCUAAUGAGGAGAACCAGGUUUCCAUGACAACUGCUCCAGUUGUCCAGGCCUUCCUGGUGGAUAAGGAGUGGGAGGGUAGAGGGGGCAGGGUUGCAGAGGCGGCCCUGCAGGAUGUGGAAACUCUACGGCACCUUAUCUUUAGAGAUUUGGGGCAUGAUGGGUGGAGCCAUGAUUCCGAUGAUGUGCCCACUAAUGAUACUGCCAAUGAGAGCUGUCUGUUUACACAUGGGGAGGGGCCAGGAUGUCCAGAAUUGUCCCCCAGACAGCGAGAGGAUGUGGAAGUGGAGGCAGGAACAUGUGUUCAGGUGGUGAGGAAAGCCAAGGGUACGGGUUCUGCUUCUAUUCCUGAUGACAUCACUGGUGAUGAUAGCAUCCACUCCAACCAAUCAGACAGCCCGAAAGCUGGAACCAGUGCAGAUGGGAACACGUUCUACCUGGUUCUGCCCCAGGAACUGGGUGGGACCCAAACAGAGGAGGCCAGCACAUCACCCCCCUUCCAGGGGCAACAUCAGGACACACCCAGCCCUUAUCCUCUUGGCCAAUCACAGGAUGAAAAUGACAGGCAGGCUGUCAAACAGAGCCAAUCACAGCUUGUGGUGCAGAGGCCUUUGAUCGGCAGUGUGGAGGAGAUAUUCAACACCAUAGAACAGCUGAUGGAGAAACUGCAGCAGCUACGGGAAAUAGAGGCCGCCCAUUAUCAGCUUCUUCUAACACUGACAGAUCAGCCUGCCAAUCAUGUGUCAGGUGACAAUGUGCAGACCACACCUACUGAUGAGAGAACCUCAAUUGAGCAGCGUGGAAAGGAUUGCAGCCUAAUCCAGCCAGAGAUCCAAUCCACUGGAUUUUGAGUGUCUAAUGCAGUGAAAACUUCCAACACACACACACACACGCUUACACACAAACACACACACGCACGCUCACAUGCACACACACACACACAUGCUUACACACACGCGCACACACACUCAUGUCCACAUACAUUCAGAAGCACACACACAAACACACAACACAGACUUGCGAGCUCACACACAUGCACAAAAAUGUAUAAA